Messenger RNA from Crotalus tigris (Tiger rattlesnake), 2366 nucleotides. It is a transcript of the gene CUNH7orf25, whose product is annotated as chromosome unknown C7orf25 homolog. Bases 94 to 1407 code for a protein of 437 amino acids. Lineage: Eukaryota; Metazoa; Chordata; Lepidosauria; Squamata; Viperidae. The transcript is spliced from 2 exons. The record is from RefSeq and is a predicted model, not a curated record.
UGGCGGCUUCCUAUCUAAACCGGAAGCGUCGCUGGCUGGUAAACGUCGGUCGGAAUGAUUCGCAGCUGUUUUUCUUCGUGAGAUAAAGAGGAAAUGGAUGAAACUGCAGUCAGGGACUCCCGUCAUAAAGAUUCUAUUCUGCCUUACUCGAAUGUUACCGACAUGUCUGCACAUUCGUUACUGUGUGAGAGAAUUUUUCUGGCUAAGGAGCGAAUUAAAAGAGCAGAAGCUCUUUGCAGAUCCCAAAAAGAUGGCAUAGAAGGUGGACCAAAACUUUGCAAUAAAUUAAAGGCAGAACUAAAAUUCUUGCAGAAGGUAGAAACUGGUAGAUUAUGCAUCAAAAAGUCUCAUCUGCAGAGUACAAAUCUCACUCAUCUGCAAGCUGUCAUUGAAUCAGCAGAGAACUUGGAGGAUAUUGUUGGUGUUCUCCAUGUUUUUACUUAUAAAGACUCAUUUGGUGAAAAACAAAAUUUGGUGGUAGAUGUAGUUGCAAAUAAUGGACACACUUGGGUGAAAGCAGUUGGUCGGAAAGCUGAAGCUCUGCAUAACAUUUGGUUGGGUAGGGGCCAGUAUAGUGACAAGAGCAUUAUUGAACAAGCAGAAGAUUUCCUACAAGCAAGUUGUCAACAACCAGUACAAUAUUGCAGCCCGCACAUUAUUUUUGCUUUCUACAAUGGUUUGCCCAGCCCGAUAGCAGAAAGGCUAAAAGAGAUGGGUAUAUCUGUGCGAGGGGAUAUUGUUGCUGUGAACCCGUCCAUAAAGUGUCUUAAAGAAGAUCACUGCUUAAGUUCUAGUGAAUCUGACGAUGGAGAUGAAUGCUUUCAAGUGACUAAAGUAGAUCGGGAUACCUUAAUAGCCAGUGUUGCAUUUCCUAUAAUGUUGAAAGUAAAUACAUGCAAUAGGGUUAAUUUAGAUAUUACUUCUCUGAUUACAUAUAUCUCAGCCCUAAACUAUGGAGGCUGUUACUUUAUAUUCAAAGAGAAAGUCAUAACUGAACAGGCCUUGCAAGAGCGAUGUGAGAGUGUUCUCCCACAACUGGAGGAAUUCAUGAAGGGCAAAGAAUUGUUUGCUUGUGAAUCUGCAAUCAAAGAUUUUCAGAUUAUUUUAGAAACUAUAGGAGGUCCUGGAGAAAAAUAUAGAGCCACAUUACUUAUGGAUAGAAUCCAUGUGAUCCCAGAUCAACCCUCUGAACGUGCCUUAAGAUUAGUGCCUAGCUCUAAAAUCAAUAGCCGUUCUCUGAUCAUCUUUGGGACAGGAGAUACUUUAAAGGCCAUUACUAUGACGGCAAACAGUGGCUUUGUUCGGGCAGCAGCAAAUCAGGGAGAAAAGUUUAGUGUGUUUAUUCAUCAACCAAGGGCAUUGACAGAAAGCAAAGAAGCUUCUGCCAUACCUUUAACAAAGCACUAAGCUAGUUCCAAAUACUUUAUUUAUACUGUUUCUACCUGAAGAAAUUUUAGAAACAAAAUAGUUUAAUGCAUAUAAAUAUUGACAUAAUGUGGACACAAUUUAUUCAUUUGACUGAACUGAACUGAAAGAAACAUAGAGCAGGCACAUUAUGUUGUCCUUUACCUACUCAUGUACAAAUGUUUGUAUAAAUGUUAUACAACUUUUUUUCUUUGUUGCCAGAAUGCUUCGAUUUAUGACAAUGGAGGCCAAAAUUUCUGUUGCUAACCAAGACAGUUCAGUGAAUUUUGCCCUAUUUUAUGACCUUUCUUGCCACAGUUGCUAAUUGAGUCAUUGCAUUUAAGCUAGCAACACAUUAAAUAGAUCUAACUUCCCCAUUGACUUUGCUUGUUGGAGGUCACAGAAGAUGAUCACAUGACUCCAGGGCAUUGCAACAGUUGUAAAUACAUGCUAGUAGCUAAGCAUCUGUAUUUUGAUGAUGUGGCCUUGGGGAUACUGCAACUGAAAAAUGGUCAUAAGUCAUAAGUGCCGUUGUAACUUUGGUCACUAAAUACAUGGUUAUAAGAUACAGGACUACCUGUAUCAAGAUUAAAAAGCUACUUUUGACUAGAGUACACCUCAGUGUUUUUUUCUAGGAUAAUGAUCAGAGAAAUGCAUGAGCAAAACAAGGGUUGAUACAUAAAUCACAAAAAAUGGUGAAGCAUGAUUAAGCCAAAAUUAAGCAAUCAUAGAUUUCGUUAAUUGAAAUAUGAGGACUUAGAUUAAUUUAAAAUCUCCCACUGAAGCCAGUGAAUUUUUAAAAGAAAAGUUUUCUUUAUUUACAUUUUAAACUUUACUUUUUUGUUGAAUUUCUCAGAUUUUUAUUUUGGAUGCUAUUCUGUAAUUUAUAUGGAUAAUUAUAGUGUUGAUAAAAGUAUGUAUAAUUAAAAUGUUAGCAUACAGAUUAAAUUUGUCUAUGUGGA